This is a messenger RNA of Cavenderia fasciculata, 2121 nucleotides long. RefSeq lists its product as uncharacterized. Gene Ontology annotation, molecular function: protein binding. The record is from RefSeq and is a predicted model, not a curated record. Lineage: Eukaryota; Evosea; Eumycetozoa; Acytosteliales; Cavenderiaceae. The coding region runs from base 1 to 2121 and encodes 706 amino acids. The transcript is spliced from 5 exons.
AUGAAUGUCUCAGUUGAUGGUAACAUCAUCAAAUGUAAAAUAUGUGGAACAUUUGAAUCAACAUCGAUUGAAGAGUUUAGAUUACAUGGGUUCAAUCAUUGUAUACCGUCGAUUGCAAACUACUUUGGUGUCUCUCAUCAUCUGAUCGACAGUAAUAAACUGGUCAUUCAAUUGGUUGCUGCUACUGAUAACUCAUCAUCAGAUAGUAGUAAUAGUAAUAGACAAGAACAAGAUGAAUUAGAGAAUGAUAAAAAGAAGAGAAAGAGAGAUCAUGAUGAUUGUAAUCAACAAAAUCAAACAACAACAACAACAACAACAACAACAAUUAUAAAUCUUUUAAGAGUACCAUAUAUUAAAAGAAUAAUAUUCAAUCAAAUAACUGAAAUAUCAAGACAAGAGUUUGAUUUAAAGAGAGAUACAAAGGAUGACAACUACAAAGUAUUUCAAGAUGAUGAUGAAGAUUAUGUAGAGGAAGAAGAAGGUUUCAUUCAAGCAAAGAAAGGAAAAGAUAUUGUAAAGAUACCUCAACUUGUAAUGAUAGGCAAGUAUGGUAUGCCAUGGGACUUUAUCAAACAUUAUCUACCACUGUGUACUGAUAAAGACAAGAUAUUAAAGAAAAGGAGAAUGUUUGCAAUCAGCAAGUAUUGUCGUCAUCCAAAUUCAACAUUGUCGACACUCGAGCAUUUAUUGGAGUGGUCACCAGAUUUUGAUCCUCAAUUUCUACCAAAGGCACAUCGUAAACAACUAGCUGAAAAGGUGGCAGGAGUAGGAAAUAGAGACAUUUUGGAAUUGUUAUUGACCAAGUACCCAGAUAUCAAUUUAAACGGUGCUGUUGGUGCAGCUGCUAUCAAUGGUCAUCUUUCGACACUUGAAUGGUUGACUCUAAAUCACCGUAGAGCUACUUGUGAUGAGUUUACAAUGGAGAUAGUUGCGUCAGAUGGUUAUUUAGAUGUUUUAAAGUAUAUGCAUCAACACAGAACUGAAAAAGCAUAUACAUCUGAUGCUAUAGAUAGAGCAGCAUCGAAUGGACAUUUAGAUGUUAUCAAGUUUUUACAUGAGAUGAAUCUGUCAGAAGGAUGCACAGAGAGUGCCAUUGAUUCAGCAGCAGCUGGAGGUUAUUUGGAUGUAGUAGAGUGGUUACACGAGAAUAGUAGUGAAGGAUGUAGCACAUCUGCUAUGGAUAAUGCUGCUACAUCGAUGGAUGGUCAUUCCAAUUUGGAAUUGGUAAAGUGGUUACAUUUUAAUCGUAGUGAAGGAUGCACAACUGAUGCUAUGGAUUAUUCCUCUUCUUUGGAAAUCACACAAUUUCUUCACAACCAUCGCUCAGAAGGGUGCACUCGCCUUGCAAUGGAAAAUGCAUGUCGAGCAGGACGGUUAGACAUGGUUGUUUGGUUACAUCAAAAUAGAACGGAAGGGUGCACUUCAAAUGCUAUGGAUUCGGCAAUUUCAAAUGGUCAUUUUGAUAUUGUAAAGUUUUUAUAUGAUAAUAGAAGUGAAGGAUGCUCAGACAGAGCUAUGGAAAAUAUAAACAUGGAUAAUGAACAGGUAACAAUAGAGAUGAUAACAUUCCUUAUUCAAAAUCUACAAUUAAAAUGUACAACAAAAUUUUUGAAAAAAGCAAUUCAAUCAGGUCGAUUAGAUAUCGUACAAUUGAUUCACGAACGAGCUCCAACAUCAAAAAUAUGGUCUGAAUUGUCACCAAUAGAUGUAGCAUCAUUUCACAAUCACUUUGAAUUGGUUCAAUGGUUACAUUAUAAUAGAACCGAUCGAUGUUCAGUCAAAUCGAUGGAUCAAGCCGCAAGGAAUAAUAAUAUGGAAAUGUUAGAGUUUCUACAUCUAAAUCGAGCAGAAGGAUGCACAUCUAAAGCAAUGGAAUCAGCUGCAUUGAAUAAUAAUUUGGAAAUGACUAGAUCUCAACAACAACAAUGCACAUGGAAAGCUUUUAAAAUAUAUCCAGGCAGGUAUCCCCACUACGAUGUGAUUCACUAUGUUUUAGACAACCAAUUAAUGCCAAUCAAAGAAAUUCAACAAAUGUUAAAAAGGGAUACCAUUGAUCAUGAAAGAUAUUGGGAAACUAUAGAUUUACUUUAUAAAUAUUUAAAUGAUAAUACUAUUGAAUAA